This is a messenger RNA of Epinephelus moara (kelp grouper), 2713 nucleotides long. RefSeq names its product glutaminyl-peptide cyclotransferase-like a (gene qpctla). The transcript has 7 exons. Lineage: Eukaryota; Metazoa; Chordata; Actinopteri; Perciformes; Serranidae. Bases 609 to 1787 code for a protein of 392 amino acids. The record is from RefSeq and is a predicted model, not a curated record. Gene Ontology annotation, molecular function: zinc ion binding; glutaminyl-peptide cyclotransferase activity.
CAAUACAAAUCUAAAAGAAGUAACGCCAUUUGAUUAGAAACCAGAAACCACAAAGAUGUCCUGUAACGAGAGGGCGUUAGAUUUGGACACUUUUAAACGGACUGCAGCUCCAGGAGAGUUGGGACAAGUUUGACUAUUUGAUCUCUUUGUUUCAGAUUGAUUUUAUUUUUGCUCAGUAGUAGCUGUUGCUGGAUGAAAUGAGCUCAACACAACUGUGAAGAGUUGCUCGUUAAACAACAGAAGUCAUAGACAGGGAGAGUUAAUUUGUCUCUGUGAUUUAUUUUAAAGUAUCCUGGUUUGAUUUGAUUGAAGCAGCUCUAAAUUCAAUGAUGCCUUCAAGGACCUGGGCUGCAGGACUCGCACUGAAGACUGGGACCAGUACAGACAGACCAUCACAUGGACCAUUAUGUUGAAGCAGGACUACAGACUGUUGCAGAUGUAAGGACCGAGCUGUCACACAGCCAGUUUCCCCUCGAGGCUGCUCCACAUCACAGCCUGCCUCGACUUCCUGUGUGAGCUCCCUCCUGCAUGCUCCACGAGCCGGUUUGGACACGUAGCUGUUAGGACUGCUCGACGCUGCACCGUCCCAGUCUGUCAGUCAGUCAGACAUGUCCAGGUCCAGUCGGCGGUACAAGUCUCUGCAGCAGAGCAACGGCAGCGGCUCUCUGCCCGGCUGUGACCGGGUGCGGAUGCCCCGGGCCCGGGUACUGCUGCUGUGCCUCCUCGGUGUCCUGGUGCUGGCGGUGGUGCUGGGAGUCUACCUGUCAAACGACACCACCGAUGUGAACCGCAUGCCAGCUGCAGACCUGACCAAAGACAGGUUGUCCCACAAACCCAGCAAGUGCUCUCCAGCUCAAAUCCGCCGUCUGGCCUCUCAGGUGGAUGGCACCCGCCUGUGGGAGACCCACCUGAGGCCCAUCCUGAUAGAGAGGCUCCCAGGAACACAGGGCAGUCUGGCAGUACAGCAGCACAUCACCUCCACUCUGUCCUCGCUGUCUGCCGGCUGGGCCGUGGACUUAGACUCCUUCCAGUCUUCAACCCCUCGCGGCCAGGUCACCUUCACCAACAUCAUUGCCACUCUGGACCCUUCGGCCCCUCGCAGGCUGCUCCUGGCCUGCCACUACGACUCCAAGGCUCUGCCUCCAGACCCCCGGGCCCCAGAGAAGGUCUUUCUUGGGGCCAGUGACUCAGCAGUGCCCUGUGCUAUGAUCCUGGAGCUCGCCACCUCUCUGGAUGCCCAGCUUAGAUCAUUCAAACAGCAGAAACUUCCAGUGACUCUUCAGCUGGUGUUUUUCGAUGGCGAGGAGUCAUUUGAAGAGUGGACUGCCACCGACUCGCUGUACGGCUCCCGUCACCUGGCUGAGCGCAUGGCCAACACACCUCACCCUGCGGGCUCCACACACACCACCAUGCUCCAGGCUGUGGACCUUUUUGUGCUGCUCGACCUGCUGGGCGGUCCUGAUCCAUUGAUUGCAAAUCACUUUGAUAACACAGCUCGCUGGUUUGACCGUCUGAUCGCUGCAGAGAAGAGACUCCAUCGACAGGGUCUCUUGACGUCUCACCCCUCAGAGCAGACGUAUUUUAGGAAGGAUGUUUACCUCGGCCCUGUGCAGGACGACCACAUCCCCUUCCUUCACAAAGGUGUCCCUGUGCUACACGUCAUCGCCACUCCCUUCCCACAGUUCUGGCACACACUGGACGACACAGAGGAGAACAUGCACCGUCCCACUGUGGUGAACCUGACCAAGGUCAUGGCUGUGUUUCUGGCAGAGUAUCUGGGCUUCUGAAACCAAACACUCACAGAUAUUUGUGGUGAAGGUACUUACUUUUUUACUCCUACUGGAGUACUUGUGCUGUUUGUCACACUGAUGACAAGUAAUCGCUAAAUGACCAGCAUGAAUUGGACCCAAACGCACAAGAGAAGAACUCUGUGAAACCAACUAAUGGAAUACCAGCUAAAACUUUACCAAAGACUUGGUCCUGCUGGACUGACCAGACUCCUUCGUUUCAUGUGAGGGAUGAGUUCGAGGCGCCUGUCCAAAUGUCUGGGAAUGUGAUGUGGAAAGAGUCUUAAAAUGUCAAUAGUUAUAAAUGAUGGUACCAGAGGAACAGAUGGGAAUGUUGAGUCUGAUUUAAUAGCACUCUAAAUUAUUAUUUCGCUUCAUUCCUGUGAAAAAACGAAAUCAUAGUUUACUUUAUUUCCCUACGUUAAUAUGAUUAACUGCACAAAUGUCUUCUCAAAGACAGACUCUAUGACUUGAGGCCUCUGAGCUGCUGUGAAUACUGGGACAUAUCUGUGAAUAAUUCUUUACCCUCACUUGACCGAAGAUCCUCUUGGCCUUACAGUCUGCUGUUGUUAAUUGCUAGCUAUAUUAUAUGGCUAUACUGCACAUUUUGUGACAGUGUAAUGAUGUAAUCAGAGUGAAAAUCCAACAGAUGGUAUUUUACACCAUAUGAAAAGGUGUCGUGACAAAUCUGCAAUAAAAAUACAGCGGUUUUAUUCAGUUUCUCUCAGAAUUUGAUGCAAAUUCGGGAAGUCAGUGCUGGAACUUGUGCAUACAGUACAUGCAGGAGCAUUUCACCAGUGCAAUGUCCAUGCCGGGGGCCAAUCAUGACCAUUUUUAUACCAGUUUUGGUAUAGCCCGCUACACAAUAUUGGUUAAUCAAGCAAGUUUACUUUGCAUUUUUUUCUGUUCACCUCAUGAUGGCAGGA